Molecule: messenger RNA, 1227 nt
Organism: Rotaria sp. Silwood2
Lineage: Eukaryota; Metazoa; Rotifera; Eurotatoria; Philodinida; Philodinidae
Source: the annotation of a GenBank genome assembly
AUGUUUCAGGAUGAUGAAGUUCCACUCCGAUCAGCUAAAAAUAUUGUUCGUCGUUUACGAGCUGGUAGUGAUCAUCUUUCUCGUAAUCAGUUUUUGUCUUCAAUAUGUUUCGAAGGUUUAAACGACGCAGAAAUGAUUGUCGACCAUGCGGAUGGGGCUGAUGAUAAAAAUGAUGAAUCAGAUAAUCGUAUGGUGCUGGACGAACAUGAUGUAUUUGAUGAUCGUAUGGUGUUAGAAGAAAAUGAUGACCAGCUAGAAAACUCUUCAAUUGUCUAUAGUGAGGCAUUUGUUGAUGCACCCGUGGAUGGUUCAUGUUUAAGCAGCAGUAAUGAUACAGACUCACAAGACAAUGAAAAUAAUUCUGUAGCUGAUGAUGUUGCACAACGUCCACCUAGCACAAAAGAAAUUGCAACCGCUCUUGCUUUAUUCCGACAUCGACACAAUAUGUCAAAGUCCUGUAUAAACGAUUUAUGUGAUUUGUUACGUUUAUUGGGAGUGAUUAAUGUGCCAUCUGAUUUUCGUUCAAUUGAGAAAGUUCUUAUGAAAAAUCAGGAGAAUACUUUACAGGGUCAAUGUUAUAUUGUUUGUUCACAAUGUGGUAAUAAAGGUACUAGUUUAUCAAACUGUGAGAAUGUUCAAUGUAAGUCCAACAGUGGUUUCAUGUCAACGCCUACAACAUUAUGCACAUUUAAACUUUUUCCACAAAUAUCAUCGAUUCUUGAGCGACAUAAUACUGUUCCUGAAUCAGAUGGUACAAUCUCUAGUAUAUCUGAUAUUCAAGGAGGCCAAGUAUGUCGUAACAUUCUCCUUCGUGAACGAAUUGCUGACUCAAGUAAACAAACAGUGACUAUGUUACUAAACAGCGAUGGAAUAGUCUUGAAGAAGUUCAGCCGUUCGAUUUGGGUUACUUGUAUGGUGAUUAAUGAAUUACCUCGUGCAAUACGAUUUGAUAUUCGUAAUGUUAUAAUUUGUUCUAUUUCUAUGGGUGGAAAUAAACCUAAAAAAGAUCAAUUUCAAAGUUUUAUAAAAGAUUGGGUGAUAGAACUGCAACAGUUGGAGCUAGGUUUUUAUGUAUCACCUCCAAAUUUAAAUGGAAAAUUUAUCAAAGUAUAUGCUUUCUUAAUUGCAGCAGCUCUUGACAAACCGGCACAGGCAUUGUUGAUGAAUCUCAAUGAUCCAACCGGUUACUACAGUUGUCCUCGCUGCACAAUUAAAGGUAAUUUAUGA